AAAGGAAAGGAAAAAUAAUAGAUAAAAAAUCAAACCUAAAUCGCCGUCGACAAGAGAAAAAAGAAAAAUCGCCGUCGACUCUUCUCAUCAUCUUCUUCCUACUGUCGUUGUCGUUGUCGCUGUCGCUGUCGCGUUUUCCGAAACAGAUCAGACUCAUCUCCCUCCUCCAGAUCUUGGUCCCAAAAAAUGUCUCUGCGGAAGCCUCAAAUCCCUCGUCUUCUUCUUCAAAACGUCUCUUGUAUGAGAAACGCACAGCAGAUUCUAAGACACGUGAACGUUUCUCUCCACGACGGUGGUGCCCUCGUCUUAACCGGAACCAACGGAUCAGGUAAAUCAACGUUCUUGAGAAUGCUAGCCGGAUUCUCAAAACCCUCUGCAGGUGAAAUCCUUUGGAACGGUCACGACAUUACACAAUCAGGGAUCUUCCAACAAUACAAACUCCAGCUCAACUGGAUCUCUUUGAAAGACGCCAUCAAAGAGAGGUUCACGGUUCUUGACAAUGUCCAAUGGUUUGAGCUCCUAGAGAACAAGAUUGGUAAAGCUCAACCAGCUUUGGAGCUAAUGGGUUUAGGGAGAUUGGUGAAGGAGAAAUCGAGAAUGUUGUCGAUGGGUCAGAGGAAAAGGUUGCAACUUGCGAGGCUGCUCGCUAUCGAUAGACCCAUUUGGCUUUUGGACGAACCAUCUGUUGCUUUGGAUGAUGAAGGAGUUAGGUUGCUUGAGUUUAUAAUUGCAGAGCAUAGGAAAAAAGGAGGGAUUGUCAUCGUUGCGACUCAUCUUCCUAUUGAGAUUGAAGAUGCUAUGAUCUUGAGGCUUCCUCCUAGAUUUCCUAGGAAAAUGACUUUGAUUGAUAUGCUUGAUCGUGCAGACAUUUCUUAGUAGAAUCAAAGAGAGUUUGUAUCUGAGAUUGUUUUAUUUUGUAACUUGUGUAAUGGAAUGUUUA
Messenger RNA from Eutrema salsugineum, 940 nucleotides. RefSeq names its product ABC transporter I family member 1. The record is from RefSeq and is a predicted model, not a curated record. NCBI's taxonomy places the organism in Eukaryota, Viridiplantae, Streptophyta, Magnoliopsida, Brassicales, Brassicaceae. The coding region runs from base 187 to 876 and encodes 229 amino acids. The transcript has 2 exons. Gene Ontology annotation, molecular function: transmembrane transporter activity; ATP hydrolysis activity; ATP binding. Gene Ontology annotation, biological process: cytochrome complex assembly.